AUGGCAAUAACAAAUCUACUAGAGCAACAUCAACAAAACGGAAGUCCGGGUGAAGCAGGAUCUUAUCAUACGUCCAAAACUAAGAUCGUAUUAGUUGCGAUCUUAUUUAUGAUCUCAUUGGCCCUGUUUGUGAUGCAAACCGAACUCACAUCCCAAGCAUAUUUGCUUAAUUUUGAAGAACCGCUAAUAUUAUUAUUGGUCACUCAUGGAUCUUGGUGGUUAUUUUGGCCAAUUCAAAUCAUUUCAAUCUCGUUAUUUAGAACCUUUCAGAAAUAUAAAAAAGAUCGUGGAGGAACUAAUAGAGAUCUGCAUCGACAGGCACAUUACCAAAGAUUAAGUUCUGAAAGUCAACUAUUAGAGGGGGGUGAACAUGGCGGCAGUGCCACAACAAGCUACUUCACAUAUUUCAGGAACUGUAUAGUCAAGCAAUUUCAUAAUAUUUAUCAUACAUCAAUCUUAAUCUACCAAGGGAAUGUCAAGGGCGAUAGGACAACCAUUCACCUUAAUCACCUAAUUGAAAACAGUGAACAUAUCCCCCAUUCAAGUUCAAUUUCACAAUGCGUCAGAGCAUUCUUCAAAACUGAUUCAAUCAAAUAUGUUCUAAUCAAAGCAUUUAUAAUCACUACCGUACUUACCGUGGCUGGUUUUACAUGGUAUGGAGCAAUGUCAAUGACAUAUGCGGCUGAUGUGACUGCUAUUUAUAAUUGUUCGGCGUUUACAGCAUAUGCAUUUGCUAUCCCAUUGUUGAAUGAGAGGUUUUCGUGGUUGAAGGCAAGCUCCGUGAUUAUUGCAAUUACGGGAGUGUUUAUUGUGGCAUAUUCCGGUGCUGAUUCCAAGACAGAAGACGAGACUCUUUAUCCAUACCGGUUUUGGGGAAAUUUACUUAUACUUAUCGGGGCAGUAUUAUAUGGAUAUUAUGAAGUGUUGUAUAAGAAAUAUCUUUGUAUUCCUUAUCAUUUAACUAAGAUAAUUACUCCAAGGCGUCAACUGACAUUUGCGAAUUUUAUAAUGGGAUUAUUUGGUAUUUUUACAUUUAUGAUUGUUUUAACAUUAAUUAUAAUCGGUCAAGUAUUUCAUAUUCAUAAUUUCAAUUUCUUUAAUUAUGGUGAAAAUACAAGACGGAUUUGGAUUUAUAUUUCCGGAUCUAUGAUAAGUAAUGUUUUGUUCAGUGCUUCGUUUUUAUCACUUAUGGCAUUAACAAGUCCAGUGCUUUCAUCAGUCAGUUCUUUGUUGACUAUUUUCUUAAUUGGAAUUGUUGAAUGGUGGGUAUUUGGAAAUAAAUUAGGAUUCCAACAAUUAUUUGGCGAUUUACUUGUGAUUAUUGGGUUUGUUAUGUUGACUACUGCGUCAUGGAAUGAGAUUAGUGAAGGAAAUGAAGAGGAUGAUGUUGAAGAGGUGAGUACUUAUUCAUUCGCUUUAAGUACUGAAGAUAAUGUUACAUUGUAG
Molecule: messenger RNA, 1446 nt
Organism: Hemisphaericaspora subhashii
Lineage: Eukaryota; Fungi; Ascomycota; Pichiomycetes; Serinales; Debaryomycetaceae
Product: mannosylinositol phosphorylceramide synthase regulatory subunit
Exons: 1
Coding region: 1-1446 (481 amino acids)
Source: RefSeq, a predicted model, not a curated record